Messenger RNA from Daldinia childiae, 909 nucleotides. RefSeq names its product D-arabinitol 2-dehydrogenase [ribulose-forming]. The transcript has 5 exons. Gene Ontology annotation, cellular component: intracellular anatomical structure. Gene Ontology annotation, molecular function: oxidoreductase activity, acting on NAD(P)H, oxygen as acceptor. Bases 1 to 909 code for a protein of 302 amino acids. The record is from RefSeq and is a predicted model, not a curated record. NCBI's taxonomy places the organism in Eukaryota, Fungi, Ascomycota, Sordariomycetes, Xylariales, Hypoxylaceae.
AUGGCCGAAUUCAAUCGCAAAACCAAUACAAUCCCCAAGCCGCCAGACUCGAGGGAAAAUCCGACGGUUGGAAUCGCGCCGAGUCCAGGCGAAAAUAUCGGCCAGAAGCGAUUAGCGGAUUUUGACCUUAGCGGCAAAGUAUUUAUCGUAACAGGAGGCGCUAGGGGGCUUGGAUUAUCAUUGGCAGAGGCGUUAGCUGAGACAGGAGGGAACGUCUACUGUUUUGAUCGAGAGCCAGAGGCGGAUGAGGGCUGGAACGAAGCAGCACGACGAGCUGAUCAGUUUGGUGGCUCUCUUCACUACAAGCAGCAAGAUGUACAAGAUACGGAGGGGCUUGAUCGAACUAUCGCAGCCAUUGCGGAUAAGCACGAACGCUUAGAUGGCCUUAUUGCGGCUGCGGGUGUUCAGCAUCUCUCCCCGGCUGUUGAAUGGACGAGGGACGAGGUAAAUCGAAUGAUGGAUAUCAACUACACAGGUGUGAUGAUGACAGCUACGAGCGCGGCCCGUCAGAUGUUCAAGUAUAAGAUCCACGGUAGCAUGUGCUUCAUUGCAAGCAUGUCUGGCAGUAUCGCAAAUAAAGGGCUACUGUCACCCGUAUACAACUCUUCCAAAGCUGCAGUUAUUCAGCUAGCACGUAACCUCGCCAUGGAAUUCAGUCCUAUUCGAAAAGACGGUACGGGAGGUAUCCGAGUGAACUGCAUUAGUCCUGGCCAUAUCUUAACGCCGAUGGUUCUCAAGAACUUUGAGGAAGUCCCAGGCCUUCGCGAGACUUGGGAGAAAGAGAAUAUGAUGGGUCGAUUAGCAGAGACGACCGAAUUCAAAGGUGCUGCCCUGUUUCUGUUAAGCAAUGCUAGCAGUUUCAUGACGGGGAACAACCUUGUCAUUGACGGUGGCCAUACGGCAUGGUAG